Cokeromyces recurvatus is the source of this 180-nucleotide messenger RNA. RefSeq lists its product as uncharacterized. The transcript has a single exon. The coding region runs from base 1 to 180 and encodes 59 amino acids. NCBI's taxonomy places the organism in Eukaryota, Fungi, Mucoromycota, Mucoromycetes, Mucorales, Mucoraceae. The record is from RefSeq and is a predicted model, not a curated record.
AUGACAUUUAUUUUCUACUAUGAAGAUGGAAAUGAUAAUAUCUUCAAUGACAAUGGAACUGAAGUUUAUGACCCGAUGGAAGGUGUAUUAACAGAUAUGACCGACUCCAAUAUAGUCUUGGAGACAAUAACUAGUCGAGAUAUCUACCUUAAAAUCGAAGCUAUUCGAUUCAACAAAUAA